UGUGGAGGAGAGAGGCGGCGGAGCGGAGGCCGUGAGCGGCGCAGCCUCUGGGGACCCGCAGGGCCUGGAGCCCGCGCAGCCUCGAGGAGCGGGAGGAAGGGAGCUGCGGGGAAAGAGGCGGGACAAGGUGCGAGCGGAGCAAGGAAGGCGUGAAGAGGAGAAGCAGGCGAGGCUCGGGCUCCGCAAGGCGGUGUGCGAGAGGGGGAAAGGCGCCUCCUCCUCUGCCUCCGCCUCCCUCCCUCCGCAGCCGCUCUGCUUGUGGUGCUGCAGAGAGGGAGAGACGGGCUCUUUUCCGCCGCGCUCCUCCUUCUCCUCCUCCCUCUUCUUCCCAUGCCGAGCAGAUGGCAGACCCACUGCGGGGACAGGCGUGAAUGAAGGCAGCGACGUCGGGAUAGGGAGCCGCCUCUUCUUCCCUUUCCUCCUCCCCUUUCGCCCCUCCAUCCGUCCGUCCAGGGGAUGCGCGGCCAGUGCCCUUCUCUUUUCCCGGAGCCCGAUGUCCGCGCCGGCGAAACGGCUCCCCUUUCCUCCUCUUCUUCCUGCCGUUGCUGCUGCUGCUGCUGCCUGGGAAAAUGAAGCGACACCCCCCAUGCCGCUGCUGGCGGGGGUGUUAGGAGGAGGAGGAGGAGGAAGAGGAGGAGGAAGAAGGGCGGCGCUGCGCACACCGCAAGCCCCCGCCGGAUCCCGCGCUGCGCCCGAGGAAAGGGGCUCGGGGCUCGGGCUGCUCCUGGGCGAGAGGGCUGACCGCUGGAGGAGGCAGGAUCCGCGCCGCUGCUGGGCUUCUCGCCCUCGCUGAUCGGAAGAGGCGAGCCCGAGAGAGAGAGCGCGAACGCCUCUCCUUCUCCCCGCAGAAGGAGGGGGAGGCAGCCUUGGCUCGGGCGCCCCCGUUUCUCCCUCUCCCUUGGACCCCGAGGCCAUGGGGGAGAGGCUCUCCGGACUGGCUCCCUCGUAGGCUCACACACAGAGAGAGAUUGAGGCUGCCUUCUUUCCUUCCUCUCCCUCGGAAGGGUUGUGAUUUCCCCCUGGCUCCGCUCCCACAUGCCUCGAGACUGACUCUAGCGUUGGCAAGCCUGCGUGUGGAAGCGCCUGGAUUCCGUGUAGGAUACAGAGAGAAAUACAUUACACCCCUCGACAGAAGGCCACGCGAGAGGAGGGUCAGCCUUGCUCACUGGACGGACCCCAGGGCGUUGUAAAAGGGGGGAAAAAAUAAACCCUUGUAGGAAUUGGUCAUCCAAACCGCUCGUCUCAUUGGCCAUCAUGGGGGAACAACCCAUCUACAGCACCCGAGCUCAUGUCUUCCAGAUUGACCCUAACACGAAGAAGAACUGGGUUCCCACCAGCAAGCAUGCUGUUACAGUGUCCUACUUCUACGACAGCACAAGAAAUGUCUAUAGGAUAAUCAGCUUGGAUGGCUCAAAGGCAAUAAUAAAUAGUACCAUCACUCCCAACAUGACAUUCACAAAAACAUCACAGAAGUUUGGUCAGUGGGCAGAUAGCAGAGCAAAUACUGUUUAUGGCUUGGGAUUUUCCUCCGAACAUCAUCUGUCAAAAUUUGCAGAAAAAUUUCAGGAAUUCAAAGAAGCAGCACGACUAGCUAAAGAGAAAUCCCAGGAAAAGAUGGAAUUAACAAGUACACCCUCACAGGAAUCUGCAGGUGAGAUUCAAUCUCCUCUUACGCCUGAGAGCAUUAAUGGGACAGAUGAUGAAAGAACUACCCCUGAAGUGACUCAAAACUCAGAACCAAGGGCUGAACCAACCCAGAAUGCAUUGCCAUUUGCGCAUAGCUCAGCAAUCAGCAAGCACUGGGAGGCAGAACUCGCCACGCUCAAGGGUAACAAUGCCAAGCUUACAGCAGCUCUGCUUGAGUCUACUGCCAAUGUGAAACAAUGGAAACAACAGCUUGCUGCAUAUCAAGAGGAAGCAGAACGUCUACAUAAGCGAGUGACUGAGCUGGAGUGUGUGAGUAGUCAAGCAAAUGCUGUCCACACUCACAAAACAGAGUUAAAUCAGACAAUACAAGAAUUAGAAGCGACGCUGAAGAAAAAAGAAGAGGAAAUAGAAAAAUUGAGAGAAGAAAUUGAUAAUGCUAAAGAGAUUCAGGCACAGAGGGACUCCUUAACUCAGAAGCUACAAGAAGUCGAAGUACGAAACAAAGACCUGGAAGGACAGCUGUCUGAUCUGGAGCAGCGUCUGGAGAAAAGCCAGAGUGAACAAGAAGCUUUUCGCAAUAACUUGAAAACACUUUUAGAAAUUCUUGAUGGCAAAAUCUUUGAACUAACAGAACUACGCGAUAACCUGGCCAAGCUAAUAGAAUGCAGCUAAUGGAAAUGGGAUCUCAGUGCCAACCUUCUUAAAGAUGCACUGUCUCUCUUCAUAGGACAUUGUUGGGCUCUGCAUCAAAGUUGCACAAAAUUAGAAAAGCGCUCCUCCAGGAGGGCCUGUUUUAAAUUUUCAACAGUAUAUUUCAGUGUAAAAUUUUAGAAUUCAGCUUGUAGCUAGUUGGAAAAAGAAAUAACUUGAAUUACAAAUUACCUCCUUGUAUAUAAUUGGCCAUAGAUAACUCGAAAGAUAUUAACAGUAAUUGAAUGCAAUCCUUUUCUAAUUAUUAGCCAGUGAAAUAAUGAGAAGUGCCCCAAAUGACAUCCCUUCUAGUGUUAGACACGGUAGAUGACCUCUUUUGUUUUAUUUUCUUUGUCGGGGUUCCCGAUUGCUGUGUUUUUGUGCAAAAACUUUGUGACAACAGCCCUGUCUUUUGUUGUAAUCUUAAAUCAUUUUCUCAGGAUCUUUUGCACUGUGGAGAAGCAGUGCAUUACCAAUUAAUUCUUGCCAGGAGUGAGAGAGCUUUGCAUCUUUAAUUCAAACCUAGCGAAUAACCCGCUUGUAUAGAGUUCUUCCCCUUUUUUAUACUGGAAGAUACUGUAUUUAUUUAUGAUGUUCACUCUGGUGUUCUUCAAUAUUGUCCACUGAAUGGUUUACUUUCCCCUGUUUUUAGUCCUAUGUAUGUAGAUGAUCUGUAGUCCAUUUUGUUACACAUUUUGAAGCCAGUCUAUGAAGACAGGUGAGUCCCUGUCCACCCUCAAAAAUUAAUAAUCUCUAUACACCAGGCAUGGGUAAACUUUGGCUCUCCAAGUGUUUUGGACUUCAACUCCCACCAUACCUAACAGCCUCAGGCCCUUUCCUUUUACCCCUCGUCCACUUAAGCGGGCCAAAGUUUGCCCAUGCCUACUACACACCGAUGAGUAUAAGGGGCAAUCUAGUCAUAUUAAAUGUCACAUAGGUUUAUUACGUAUUGUUACUUUGAUAUGUUUAUUUAGCAAGAAACCUCAUGUUGUAGAACUAAGUCGGGGCAUUCUCUUAAUGUUGACCACCCCUUUUUUUUAAAAGACCCUGUAAAUUGGUAGGGAAUUGACACAGGACUUCUCUCUCGCUCUCAUUUUCUCUGUGUUGGAUCUUCACGUCACAUCCUAUCAAAAACAAAACCACACCAGGCAAUAUUCUGAACUUCAAACAGGAAUUGAAUUCAGUUAUCCUCAGUGAACAUCUUUUAAAGUUGUUUUUGAUGUAAUUUACAAAAGACUUUUUGCCAAAACAUGUAUUUCUUUAUAUAUCUUUUUUAUUUUAAAGAGGGGGGAAAAACCCUGAAAAGUAAGCCAAGUGUCAGAUGUCUGCUUACUGAACGGGAAUGGCAUUAUGGGACAGUCUUGCUGUGAAUUGUCUAAUAUUGGAGAGGAUUUUAAAACACGAAUGGAAAAAGUAUCCACCGCAAAGAUGCACUGACCUUUUUAGUUACACCCAGAUUAAUUUGAAUGUUAAAUACAAAAUCCAGCUGCGAUAUAAACUCUGUACAAUAGGCGAUUUUGUUUCCACUUAAGGACUGCUAUUCAAAACUUGAUAAUAUAAGUCGGGUUUUUUAUGUGUGUACUGUAUGUAUAUACUGUAUAAUACACGCAUUCUAAUUUGUAUUUAAAGUGAGAGAAGAUACAUGGUUUAAUUUAUAAAAUGCCAUUUUCUUUAUCUGUAAUUGAACAGCUAUCUCCUGAAAAGUCAGGACUGCUGUUUAACGAAACACUAAAUUAUCAUGUAUUAUACUGUAUGUACUGUACACAUGAGUUACAUUUCAUCCCUAUUUUAGAGUAUUUUAUCACUUUAUUUAUUAUUGAGGAAACAUUUCUUCAUUGCAUUCAUAGGUAAAAGCUUUCUAUGGUGAGUUUUUUUAACUUAAUAGUUAGAUGUUGAUGAUGUGUAAUUUUAUGAGGUCCAGGACAGUAGUGAUAUUACCUGAUUUUAAUUUACCUGGAGACGUUUGUACCUGAUUCUCUUGCAACUCGAGUGUCAAUUGGAAACAUCUUCAGAAAAGUAUAAAAUUGGUGUAAUUGUGAAAGGAAUGCAGUAUGUUCAUGCUGAGUGUUCUUAAUUAUCACACGUUAGAACAUAAAUUUGAUGGCAAAAAGUUACAUUAUUUUUAAUGAGAUCAAAAUUUUUAAUACAGUGACAUUUACCAGGUGGGAAAAAACUGUUUACAGACUAUUUCCACUUAAAUGCUGUGUAUAUGUGUGGUACAAGAAACUGCUUUGUAUAUGUACACACACAUAUGUAUAUAUACAGUACACGGAAACAUUUAAAUGUGCACAUUUUUAAUAUUUUCCUACUGAAAUUAAAUUUAAAAAUUGGAAAUCAAUAUUUGAAAAUUUCCUUUCUCAUGUAUAUUAAGAUAUUUGACUUUGGGUUCGUAUGUUUGUAAAAAUAAAAUCUAUGAGGGCUGCACCAUUGAAUUCCCGAAAAAAGUCAUCUAAUAUGUAUAUGGGAUAAGGUGGAUUUAAGUGCACAUAUAAAUAGAAUCCUAUUAAGAAAUAUUUUAAUGAUCAUUUACAGUAGGUGGGCAUUUAGAAACUGUACUCUAGAAAUUGUACACUGAAGUUCCGAAUUAGGUAUUCAUACCUACUGUAGCCUCUACACUUCUGUAUUAAGAUAACAAUUGGCCUACUGGAAAAAGUUUUCCUUUUUCUCUGAGACAGGUAUGACUUAUUGUAUUUAUUAUAAGAUAGGCUGUGGGGAAUGUAUAUGCCAGAAAAUUAUGUUGAGUAUCAUAGACUUUGAAAAAAAUGCAAAGAACUUACAUAGGAGAAACAAUCACAUUGUGUAUAACUUGUUGGUAUAUGACAAGUAUGGAAUCUUGUUUUAAAAAAAUCUUUUAAAACCCAACAAAAUACAAUUUUUAUUUUGAAAUACAAUUGUUGUUCUGGAGAAUGUAAUUUACUCUUCUUUUUUCCCCUUCUUCUUGAACUCUUUUUAAGUAUUACAGAACUGUUCAAUGGAUGGCAGCAUUUACCUUAACCCUUCAGGUGCUACUGGAUUUUAAAUUAGAGUGUCAUGUUGUGCAAUUCUGACUUUGACAUAAAACGGUUUUUUAAGUAUA
This is a messenger RNA of Anolis carolinensis (green anole), 5413 nucleotides long. RefSeq names its product homer scaffold protein 1 (gene homer1). The coding region runs from base 1255 to 2319 and encodes 354 amino acids. Gene Ontology annotation, molecular function: G protein-coupled glutamate receptor binding. The transcript is spliced from 9 exons. Gene Ontology annotation, biological process: G protein-coupled glutamate receptor signaling pathway; regulation of store-operated calcium entry. The record is from RefSeq and is a predicted model, not a curated record. Gene Ontology annotation, cellular component: cytoplasm; postsynaptic density; plasma membrane. Lineage: Eukaryota; Metazoa; Chordata; Lepidosauria; Squamata; Anolidae.